UUUGGUUGUAAAUUUUUUUUGAGUGGGAUUACCAAUUGCCGAGGGAGAUUGAAAUUUUCUUAACCAAGAGAAAAUGUUGAUAUGGUUUUUGGCGUUGCCUAAAUGGAAGGCAAUCAGUUGUUGGUAAUCGCAUAUAUGGGGUAGAGUAACUUGCUUUUUGUUAACCACGGAUUACUUUCGAUAAUAAUUUGGAGUGAGUGACAAGCCGAAUCUAAUUUAUGAGUGGGCGUGUGUGUAAAUAUGCCAUAAAGCAGGGGUAAAAGAAUGUGAAAACAGCAUUGGAAUUGAGGAACCUGUGGGCGCCUUGAAUAUAGGAAAAAGAAGCGGCGAGAUGGUGCGCAGCUCAUCUUGGUAAAUCAUCAGGGGCAGCGAGUCGAGAUAGAGAAAGCAAGGCAAGGAUGUCAGGAGGCAUCGCGCGUGGUCGUCUCGCCGAGGAGCGAAAAGCCUGGCGUAAGAAUCAUCCCCAUGGUUUCGUGGCUAAGCCAGAGACUGGUCCGGACGGUUCUGUCAAUUUGAUGGUGUGGCAUUGCACCAUCCCUGGUAAGGCUGGGACUGAUUGGGAAGGGGGCUACUUCCCACUUACUUUGCACUUCAGUGAGGACUACCCUAGCAAACCCCCAAAGUGCAAGUUCCCUCAAGGUUUCUUCCACCCUAAUGUCUACCCAUCUGGAACUGUAUGUCUCUCGAUCCUCAAUGAAGACAGUGGUUGGAGACCUGCCAUUACAGUGAAACAAAUUCUAGUGGGCAUUCAAGACUUGCUGGACCAGCCCAAUGCUGCAGAUCCAGCACAAACUGAUGGGUAUCAGCUCUUCAUCCAGGAACCCGCAGAGUAUAAAAGAAGGGUGCGGCAACAGGCCAAGCAAUAUCCACCUCUUGUCUAACUGAUGCUCGCCCUUGCUAAAUACAAUUAGCUCAUUAGUCAGCAGUCCCCUGUAUUUAUAUGUAAUACUUCUGUUGAGAUUGCGUGCAAUGGUCCUAGUGGACACUCAGAAAUGACAAAAGCUUUCUGGGUGCCUUUUUAAGUGGUGGAGAUCUAUAAUUACACUUGUUUUGUGUGACUAAUAUGGCUGAUGUGGUUACUUCAGGAUUUCUGAGUUUCACUAGAAGUCUAAGACAAGCACGUAUAAGAUGAUAGACAUUAUCUA
This is a messenger RNA of Vitis vinifera (wine grape), 1145 nucleotides long. Its product is annotated as SUMO-conjugating enzyme SCE1. The record is from RefSeq and is a predicted model, not a curated record. Bases 399 to 881 code for a protein of 160 amino acids. Gene Ontology annotation, molecular function: SUMO conjugating enzyme activity. The transcript has 5 exons. Lineage: Eukaryota; Viridiplantae; Streptophyta; Magnoliopsida; Vitales; Vitaceae. Gene Ontology annotation, cellular component: nucleus. Gene Ontology annotation, biological process: protein sumoylation.